Molecule: messenger RNA, 2821 nt
Organism: Branchiostoma floridae (Florida lancelet)
Lineage: Eukaryota; Metazoa; Chordata; Leptocardii; Amphioxiformes; Branchiostomatidae
Product: collectin-10-like
Exons: 4
Coding region: 160-498 (112 amino acids)
Source: RefSeq, a predicted model, not a curated record
CUGCUUGUGGUGGGAUUACGUCAGACUGAAUUUGGGUUGUUUGAAUCUUUCACAGCUUGCUCCGCUCUCUACCCUGGACUCAAACCUUCCCACAACUUCGGCGUGUAUCAGAACCAGUGCUUCUGGUCCGGCUCCUUCCGCACUCCACGGCUGAACUACAUGGCGGCCAAACAAGCCUGCCAGGAUGAGGGCGGCACUCUGGCCAUGAUUAAGGACGAAGCAACCCAAACCUUCCUGCGUGCCCAUCUGAGGAGCACUAGCGGCCAUAGACAGAGGAGCUAUUGGAUCGGCCUUGACGACCAAAACACCGAGGGAACCUUCCUCUGGAACGACGGGACCCCGCUGGGUGAUUAUGACAAGUUCCGUUCCGAUGCCCCGAACGAGUCACGCGACUGCGUCACUCUCUGGAGGAGUCGGAGGCGCGCUCGCUGGGACAUCAAGGACUGCAACACUCGCAGGCCGUACAUCUGCCAGCUGAGCGGCAACGGUGACAAGUAGGACGGUGACAAGCUGUGACGUCAUAACAUCGACAAAACGGAUCUAAAGAUGUUCUGGCAUCACCGAAACAUUCUGACAUCGGAGCAUCUUUCCAUCUGUUUUGGAAGCUGCUGAUGUAACAGGAUAGGCAAAGCUAAUUUCUGUCUCGUAAACGGUCGUCGCCUUUUUGAAUGGUCCUCGCCAUAUUGAUGACUAGUCUAUAACAUAUACAAGACAGUGUCUUAUCACUCUUGGGGGCUGACAAGGUUAGCUAAAACAUAAACGUAUCUAAGGCAACAUUUCAAUUACAAAUGUACAACUUACAUUGUAUUGUGUCCAAUGGUGACAAAUAUUCAAAAAAAUCAAAAGAGAGUGCAUCAACUCGGGUUCGAACACAAGUCAAAAAGCCUAACUCCUUAAAACAUCAACUAAGCCAAGAAACAUCACGAUUUGGGUAGACCUUUGUUAGACACAGCAACGAUUUUUUAAGGCUGCUGAACGACUGUUUACGAUACAGAAAUUAGCAGACCAAAUGCACGGACAACGACACAGAUUGUACACAUACGUUUGGCCACACCAAUUUAGUUUCUUGGUUUUCAGAUUCUGAAAGAGAUAUUGUCCUCUUUGUGAACUUUGGCAGAAGAAUGCCUUUUGGCCGAAAAUCAAGAAAGCCAAUUGGCGUGGCCAACGCCAACCGUCACAGGACCAAAAAAAAGACGGGAAACUAAAUGUACUUUCCUUCCCAUUUUCCUUUUUUUCUUGUUCUGUGACAUUUGUCUGCAGGUAUGUGCGACAAUGAGAAUAACGGUCAAAGUAGAAUAACUUCAUAGGAUCAACACACAUUUGUGUGGUGAACUUACUAAUAGACUUUUCUCUGGUCAUUAACUAAUUAAUGAUACUCAUAUUCAGACCUGUGCUGGUAGACUCGGAUACAAGUGCUUUAGACCACCACGUGCACAUACAACCACCACAGGUCCUUUCAUUACCCCAUACCAUCAGAGAGUGGAAGGAUUAUAACUGGUGUGGCCAAGACGGGGUCCCUGUUUCCCAGAACAAAAAUGAGUAGACAAGUAAUGUUACGUAUGUUUGGAAAUAUUACUUACACACUAAAUCCACCUGUCUUGUACUUUGCACAUGCAAGAUUCCGUUGCCUUGCUUAUUUGCAUUUAAUUUGGUCUGUACCCAACACAAACUGCUAAUGAUCAGGGUUACUGAGGAUAGAAUAAGAUGUGCUUUGUGUAUUGAAACUGUUUGGAUUUAGUUCGUGCUGAAAACAAUUAUUUGUAUCAGACUUGUAUACUCCAUUCCAGGUCACCGAGAAGGUUUUUAACUAAUAUUUGUAAUUUACAUUUGAAUUACGAGUAUUUUGAAAACAAGGUUAUCUAAGACACAUCAGUUCUAAAUUGAAGAAAAAUUCAUAUGAAAAUUUGAAUCUGUUUAUUUCAUUUUGAAACAUUUCAAAAUUAACUGUACGAAAAUCUUUAUUUGGAAUAGCUGUGAAACGUCUUUAUCAUAUUUUCACUUUUAGAAAUAUUUACAAAUAUUUGAAGCAUUUUCCAUAAGUUUUACAAAACUGGAGCAAUAUCUAGAAAUUCCAAAUAUGUCAUAUUUCUUCUACUUAUAAUUACAGAGAAUCGGAAACAUUUGAAAAAAGAUGACAAUGAAACCCUCUCAGUGACUUAGAAUUACUAAUGGUCAUACAUAUUAUAAUAUUUAGACCUGCAUACUUUUUUUUCAAACUUUAUUUUACUUAUAGAUGUAAGUCAAGGGGAACAGCUUUUCUGCGCAAUGCCAUGAACAAUUUGCCUGUGUGCAUUUGUUUCACACACAAAUUUCAAACUUUUCAAGAAAAUUUCAAGAUCUUAAGUGUAAAACUACAAAAAGUUUUCAAAACUCUUGGGUAUCAGUUAAUCUUCACACAAUUUUUUCAUGCGCACAAAACUCCAUCCCAUUUAAGUGUUUUGUGCUUAGAAACUGUUUAAUCUAACGUUCUUUGAUUCUGAAACAUAGGUCAUAAUUUUGUUUUGUUAACAUGAGGUUGUGGAAUUAGAAAUGUUUUGAUGGAAUACAUUUAAAGGGGCAUUCCACUCCAGAAGCGAGUGUUAUUUUCUGAUAGAUGAUAUUUUUUGGGAUACAAAUGCACUCGACUUUUUGCAAAGUUACCUGAUUUGCCUUUUAGACAAUAUUCUUUUCUAAAUUAGAGCACCCCAUGCGGACCCGCUUCUAAUGUACUGCGCCGUAUAUGAGUUCGCGACUUCCGUCACACCUUCUCGCUAACGGUAGUCGGGAUAAGCUUGACAAAGCAGUCAAGUGAUAAUCACACAUGUAGGGAAAUACAAAAAAA